Messenger RNA from Mytilus trossulus (common blue mussel), 769 nucleotides. RefSeq lists its product as uncharacterized. The record is from RefSeq and is a predicted model, not a curated record. Lineage: Eukaryota; Metazoa; Mollusca; Bivalvia; Mytilida; Mytilidae. Gene Ontology annotation, molecular function: A2-type glycerophospholipase activity; glycerophospholipid phospholipase A1 activity. Bases 98 to 601 code for a protein of 167 amino acids. The transcript has 2 exons. Gene Ontology annotation, cellular component: cytoplasm. Gene Ontology annotation, biological process: N-acylphosphatidylethanolamine metabolic process.
GAGGUUACUACCCGUGAGUAUACAUCAUACUGACAUGCAUUUACCAAAGAAAUAGGCCUUAUGCCAGAGAAAGUUAGCAGGUUUUAUACUGUCGAUAAUGGCAGCAGUUGUGACAGGGGCUGGAGUACUGAUUGGCGCAUACCAUUUCUUUAAAACAAGCAAUCAACGAGUCUACAAUAUACACCAGCUAAACAAGGGCGACCAUGUCAAAUACAAACGAGGGCUAUAUUCGCAUCAUGCCGUAGUUGUAGAUGUGUAUCCAGAAAAUCAGACGUAUAAAGUAGUACACUUCACUGGUGAGAAAACGUCAGGCUUUCCGGCAGAAAUUAAGGAGGAAAUUCUGCCUUUCGAAUUUGACCAAAUCAUAUUGAUCCGUUAUAGGUAUGGACGAUUAGACAGAAGUGAGACGGUAAAUCGUGCAUACAAGCUGUUGAAACUACAGAAGGAAAUGCGUGUUAUUUAUAAUAUUCUCACUAGUAAUUGUGAACAUUUUGUUACUUGGUGUAUAACUGGAAAAGCAAAAAGCCAUCAAGUCACUAAAGCAUUGGCACCGAUUGCUCCCUUCAUAAACUUAAAAGGUUCACUAGACAGACCUUAUUAGGAAUAGUCAUUUAGCUUUGACCUUUAUGUAGCUUUUUGUCUACGUUAUUGCAUUAGUAAGUCAAUUAGACAGUACACAUUUAAAAUAUGGUAGCUGGUUUCCAUCAUCAGUCAUUCCAUGACGGCCGAUAUCAAAAGUACAAUUGAAAUAAAUUGAAAUUUAAGUAUU